AAGAAGAGAAAAGAAACUCUCUUAACCUCCCGAGUCGACUCGGGCGAUUCAUACGAAGAGAAAAAGAGAGGUAGCAUUUACCUGGUCAACUCGGACCGAUUCAAAACCGAUUCAAUGGCGAGUCUCAACCCAGGUAUCCUCCUCAAGCUCCUCCAGUCCAUGAAUUCCGACACCAAGGUCGCCGGAGAGCAUCGUUCGGUCCUCCUCCAGAUAGUCAGCAUCGUCCCGGCUCUGGCAGGCCCCGAUCUCUGGCCCAACCAUGGCUUCUACGUUCAACUCUCCGACUCUGCUCACUCCACCUACGUCUCCCUCUCUGAGCGUGACAACGAUCUUAUCCUUGCCAACCGCCUCCAGCUGGGUCAGUUCGUCUAUGUCGACCGCCUCUUCUUCGAUUCUCCUCCACUUCCACGCGCCUCUGGCCUCCGCCCGAUUGCAGGCCGCCACCCUUUCAUCGGCACGCCCGAUCCGUUGAUCGCCCGUAUCUCACCAUCCAAGCGCGGGUUUGUAAUCCAACCUGUCUCUGAUCCUGACCGCUCGCUGGAUCCUGUCUCGGCCUACAUCUACAGCAACAAGAAAUCUGAAGAGGAUCCGAAAUUCGACAAUGGCGGGUCCCGCCCGGUCCUUGCCCCAAAAGAGAAUGUACCUGCUGCUGAGAAUUCUGAUGAGAAGAAGGGGCUGGCGCCACCGGAGAAGCCAUCAGAGAAGCGACGGUUCUCAUCGCCAGCUGGUGUGAAAGAACGACGGUCGUUGUCAACUGGGAAGAGGAAUUUGGGGCCUGCAGCAGAGCGGGAGAACUCACCGGCACCUGCGAGGAAAUCAGGGUCACGGCCUUCAUCACCAGUUCCAUCAAAAUGUGAGGUGCCGAGCUUGGUUGCCGCAAAGGAUGAGAACCGUCGAUCGUCGAGGGAGCCGGCAAUUGUUGUGCCGUCCAGGUACCGGCAGCCUUCCCCAAUUGGGCGGAAGCAAGCAUCGCCGAGUGGGCGGAGGGGCUCGCUUUCGCCUGGGAGGAGACUUUCAGGAGGAUUGAAGGUCUCACCAGUAAUUGCUGCUGCCGUCGCUGAUUCAGCUGGUAAGAAAAAGAUGGCAGCGAUGGCUGCAGGGAUUUCCAAGGUUUCGGAUGCAUUGGUGGGGUCCACAAAGCCAAUUCGGAAGAGCUGGGAAGACCCAGCUGCAGCAUCCAUGGGGGCCUCAGCUGAGCAGAAGGAGAAGUUGGUUUCGAAAACCAAACCGGAUUUGCAAGCAAUUUUGAGGACACAGGUAGCUAUGUCAAGGCGAAUGAGUGAUGCCAAUGGGGGCCAAACCAAUCCAGAGGACGUCUCCACCAAUGAGAAACCAAGGUCUGGUGAUAAGAUCGAAUGUCUCCCUGUACCGGAGAAGCCAGUCCGCACAACCCCAAAAAUCACUGUUCAUGAACGGAAGUGGACAGAUGGUAGUUUCCCAUUAGAUGGCAUCCCGCCUAACCUGGCAAGGCUUGGAAAGGAAGCUCUACAAAGGAGAAUGCUUGCUUCUACAGCUGCUGCUGAGGCACUUGAAGAAGCCUCUGCUACUGAAUCUGUUGUGAGGAAUCUAAGCAUGUUCUCGGAUCUCUGUUCUUCUUCAUCCAAGGCCAGAUAUCCACUGCCUGUCAUCGAUCGAUUCCUGUCACUCUACGAAGAUGUAAUGAAAUCAUCAUCAAUUAUCGAAUCUCUUGCAGUACGCCGCACCUCCAAUGCCGAUCGAGACCAUUACAACUCUGCUUCCCUUGAGCGGUCCAAAUCAGUCUCUCUAUGGAUCGAAGCUGCACUGGCUACUGAUCUUGAAGCCGUCUCCCUCCUAACCCACCGAACUGAAACUCCAACAAAAGUCCUGAAUUCAGAAAAGCCCAUUGCCUCACCUCCACGGACGAGCGUUUCCAAGAGGCCAUCCCUCACAACACCUGCAAAGAAGCCCACCAAGGCCCCAGCCUCGGUCCCACCUGCAUUGUCACCAGAUUCCUCCACAUGGGUCAGAGGGUAUGGAGUGGGAGAGACGGUUGAGCUCGCGAAGAGCCUGCGACGGGAAAUGCAGGCCUGGUUCCUGCAGUUCGUCGACGGUGCGUUGGAUGCCGGAUUCCAGGUGCUGGGGGAGUAUUCCGUCCGGGAGAGCGGACAAGUUGCGGUGGUCCUGUCACAGCUGAAGCGAGUGAAUGAGUGGUUGGAGAGGGUGGGGGAGGCGGGCUUUAUGGAGCUGAUCGAACGGUUGAAAAGAAAGAUCUAUGGGUUUGUCAUUCAGCAUGUGGGGACAGCGAUCGACGGCUUGAAUUUGAAUUGAAUUCAACGGCUGGAUCUGUUUGGGACAUGAGCAUCUCUGUGUCCUUCUGUUUCAGUUAUUUCUGUUGGAUUCUGAUGGAGAUGAUCGGACGGUUAAAAUGGAAGAUCUAUGGUUUGUCAUUCAGCAUGCGAGGCCAGCAACCAACGGCUUGAAUUUGAAUUGAAUGCAACGGUUGGAUCUGUUUUGGAUAUGAAUGAUCUCAUCUGCAUUUCCUUUUAUUUCCGUUAUUUCUGUUGGAUUCUGAUGUAAUUUUUCUUUUAAAAAUAAGUAAAACUUCUUCCGGUGUAUGGUGGAUGCACCGAACAA
Messenger RNA from Magnolia sinica, 2595 nucleotides. RefSeq lists its product as uncharacterized. Lineage: Eukaryota; Viridiplantae; Streptophyta; Magnoliopsida; Magnoliales; Magnoliaceae. The coding region runs from base 115 to 2289 and encodes 724 amino acids. The record is from RefSeq and is a predicted model, not a curated record. The transcript has 4 exons.